Messenger RNA from Symbiodinium necroappetens, 5043 nucleotides. The record is from the annotation of a GenBank genome assembly. Lineage: Eukaryota; Dinophyceae; Suessiales; Symbiodiniaceae.
AUGAGCAUCGGAGCUGUUGACGAGGACUCGCUUUGCUUCAGUUUCCGAGGGUUGCGUUUUGUGGUGACUGCAGAGGGAGAGAGGACUUCAGCUGCAAGCGGAUCGCAGGGCAGACCUGUGCUCGUCGACCAAGGGACCCAGACCGAAUCUGGACCACUUGCAGGCGAGCAUCCGCUCGCCCAGGCCGGGAUUCCGGAUCCCGACUGGACCCGGCUAGUUGAACUCUUUACGGCUAGCGAGCUCAACGACUUCGAAUUGGGCAGCUUUGCUCACUUCGCUCGAGAGAUCAAGUCGGCGGGAGAGCUGACUGCUACUGGACGGAUUGCUAGGGCGGCUCGAGCCGGCUGGUGUGCGAGACAGGUCCUGAGCAGCGACACCCUGACUGAGUACGUGUCAGCUUCACCGCCCUGCACUCUAGCAAAUCGGAUUUAUAUCUGCUUGAGGUGCACUCAGUAUCCCAACGGCUUCAUUUCCUCAUCUUUCGGGAGCUACCGCGAGGCCUGUUUCGAUCUGGGACGCAACCGCCCUCAGGAAGAGGUGCGGCGUCUGGCCGAGGUAGCAGACCCGCAGAAACCUCUUGCACCGGCAUACCUCGCCGAUGUAUCGGAGGCAGCCGCUUGGAGAGCCGUUGCUUUCGUAGUCCGGGUGCGCGCAGGCGGCUUCAUGGUGGCCCUUCCAGUGGACGAACGCGUUUCAGCAGCUCUGGAGAACAUGAUGGGGGCAGAUGGGUCCGAGCUAGCCUUGGUGCGAGAAGUCGAGCUCAGUGCCGAGACGCCGAGGCGCAGACCAGUUGGGAUCUUACGGGUCCUCCUGGCCGAUAUCGGGUGGGAGGCCCUGUCUGCUUUCAAAAAGGCUGCUACAGGACGAGGCGGGCCGGAGAUGAUCACCAUGCAGAAGGAGGGCGCAAUCGUCCGCCCAACCCGCUCCUCAGCCAUGGAUGUCAGCGAGGCUUGGAUUGCAGAGGUCUUCGACGAUCCAGCCCUCAACGAGUACGUCACGGCCAACGAGGACCAAGAAGAUGGCGAGCAGGAGGAGCCCCCCCCAGAGAUCGAGGAGACACCGGAGCAGGCUGUGAUCAGGCUGCAAGCUCGGGUUCGAACUUUGGAAGCGAGACACCAGCCUGCGACUGGGGCCAAUCGGCCUGGUGCUACCCGAGGGGCGCGACCUCUGUUUCCGGAGCACACUUCAGGAGCUCUGGGGGCAGACGACUGGGAUGCGCUCCGCCAGGCAGCGGGACCUCCACCGGGGAACUUAGCGAGGCACGAGCGCCGACCUCGACCAGCCAAAGCCAUCAUCGAGGACGACACCUUGGCCGAGGAAGAGGCAGGCGCGAUCGGGCUGGAGGGCGAGGGAUCUUCGCAGCCACUCCUGCAACAGAUCCUUCUGACUCAGACGAAGCUCCUGGAGAGACUAGCUGGCAAGACCGGAUCCGAUCCCAUCGCGGCCGCACUCACGGGCAGCAGCUCCAGCGAGCCAACCUCUGGUUCGGCGAAAGGAAUAACAGCCCGCGAAGCCUACGUGAAGAUGAUGCAACAACAGACCAGUAUCACUUCUGCCAUCCGCGCCUCCGCCGCGGCAGAGCUGGGCUUCGACGCCUCGGAUCCGCCGAGUUCCCUCAUGAGGACUUACGUCGAAAGGAAGAUGGUGAUAGGAGAACAUCGCAUGCUAGCGUUCGCCCAUCUUCUCGCUCAUGCGUGGGAGGAGGCUCGCGAGAAGCAGGAUCCUCUUCUAGAGUUCUGGGCUUCACGAGGGCUGCUCAUGGCCGAGCAGUUCGGUGUCGACGCAGGAAGAACGACGAUGGGUUGGCUGUUUUCGGCCCUGCCGGAUCCCAACUGGAACCUACUGCAGCGGAAGAGGACCGGCUUGAAGCCUUUUGCACGGCUAGCAGCCGGCAGCUGGGUAGCUGCAAACACGGCUUAUCUCCGGGACCUAGAGUACUUGGAGAAUCGACUGAAAGCUGUGAAUCCCGGAGCACCCCCAUCUGCAGCCGAUCCUCCUGCCGCCAGGGAGUCAGACGCCGACAAGCCAGAAGCCGACCGGAGACCGCAGAGGCCGCCUCGGAAGCCCAAGGUGCACGGUACGAGAGAAGACAUUCUCGCCCUGGCCGAGAAGUGGGAUCGGAAGCAGGCGCUUCGCUUGAUUCCUGUGAGUGAAAUCGAUCUUUCGGAAGCCGUAGAUACGGAGAUCUUUGAGGCUGCGGGCCGAGCAUACACACAGGUGCGUCUGAUCCAACAUGAAGACAAGCGCAAACGCAACGAGUUUGUGGGCAGUUUCCUGGGAGCCGAGAUGGACGGCGUGACGGGGUUUGUUUCCGCCCCGCGGCACAGAAUCAGCGUGCUCAUGCUGCUGACGGCCAUGAUUUGCUACAAAUCUGUGUCUUCGCCGGCCCUUCUUAGCUCUCUACUGGGCUUCUGGGUCCACGUGCUCCUUUUUAGACGGCCGGGCCUGGCUCUGCUCAGUGCCUCCUUUCGGGAUGCUCGGAAGCAACCCAUGAACGAAGUGAUCAAACUCUCGCGUGAGACUGUGUGUGAGCUUCAGGCUCUCACCUGGCUGGCACCGUUGUGGGUUACCAAUCUUCGCGUUGACUACGCGCCGCACGUUUUCUGCACAGACGCCUCGCCUUACGGGGCAGGGAUUUGCCGUGGUGAUCUGCCCCGCGAGGUCGUUAAAGAGCUGUGGCGGCAUGGCGAGCAGCGCGGGUACUACACAGCUCUUGAAGCUCCUGCUACAGCCACUUUGCGUGAGCUUGGGCUUGAGACUGAAGCAUUCUUCGGCAGCGUCGAGGUGCCAGCCCCUGAGCGGUUGCAACCCUCUCGCGCUGCAGGAUCACAGCCUCAGCUUUUCGAUUACGUCGCACUGUUCGGGCGCGAUGCAAAUUGGGCCCCUGUCCAUGCCAACCUGGGGCUGCGAGCCCACCCCGGUACACGUGCGGAUGGCAGCCCUUUUGACCUGCGCAAGGAGGCCGAUUUCCGGGAACUAGCACAGCUUGCAGCUGAUGGGGUCAUUCGAGAGUGGCAUUUUGACAUGCCGAGCCUGUCUUUCAGCACUUGGAGUCGGCCUCGCUUGCGGACCAAAUUCCAGCCAUCCGGGUUUGACUCAGACGAGCCACGCACCGGGCGGCACAAUCGUUUGGCUCGGCGUGUUGCAUUUCUGUGUGCAAUCAUAGCCACCGGAGGCGGGUAUUUCAGUGUUGAACAACCGGGCGCCUCGGUCAUGUUUCAUUUGCACUGCUUUCGUGCCCUCGUUUCGCUUGGUGCUGUGGUGACCAGGCUUUGUGAGACCCUCGCGCACUACAGCGCCAGGCACAGUGCAGUGCCCACCAUGCCGCUUUCCGUGAAGCUUCAGACUUUCAUCAAUCUGGGGUUUGAGAUGCCAGACGUGGACAUUGAUUUCGCAGAGUCGGACUCGGCGCAACCUCGCAGUUUUCACGAUGAUCCUGAAUGGAUUUCCGACUUAGCUGAGAGCGUUGAGUUUAAGGAAUUACUUCGGUACAAGUUCAGUAAGACUGGCCACAUCAAUGUCCUUGAGUGCAGGGCCUACAAAACGUGGGUUAAGUGGGCAGCACGGCACCAUCCCAUGAGCAGGCUUCUGUGCAUGUUGGAUAGCCGUGUCCUCCUUGGUGCAGCUGCCAAGGGUCGGUCCAGCAGUUUGGCCAUCACGCGAGUACUACAGGGGGCACUACCUUACAUUUUAGGUUCCCAGUUGUACCCGGCUGGACUGCACGUCUACUCUGCCCAGAAUCGGAGCGACGGGCCAUCGAGGUGGAAACCCGUACCAGGCCCGACGAAGCCUCUACCUCGCUGGCUCGAGGAACUGAUCGACGGCGACACUUUCGGCUUCGAUGUCAUGCUAGCAUCAGCUUCGGUGCCCAAGCUGCCGGGGCGCUGGCUGAGACUGCUCCUUUUACUAGGCGGAGACAUCGAGAGAAAUCCGGGGCCUUCCCCUUCACCUCGCGGACCUCUCGAUUUGCAAUCCGGCUUUGUAGCGUCCACGAGGCAUAAGAUGCAGAAAGCUUUCUCGGGCUUUCUCGCUUGGCUGCAAGAUGAGCUCCGCAUCGACGCUACUGCGGUCCUAUCAUCUUCGGAGUCAGCUGCUCUGGCUCUCCGAGGAUACGGCUUAUACUUGUAUGAAGCCGGCCACCCUCGUUAUCUGCUGGUGUAUGCCAUUACGGCUGUGCAGGACGCUUACCCGGCAUACCGCUCGCAGCUGACACCGGCCUGGCAGCUAGACAAGAAGUGGCAAGCAGCUGAGCCUGGAGAAUGCCGCCCCGUCAUCUCCCAGCCUAUUUUACAGGCCGCCAUCGCCCUCGCGGUUCUUUGGAACUGGACCGAUUGGGCCGCCGUUACACUUUUGGGCUUUUUGUGCAUGUUGCACCCAACGGAACUCAUCUUUCUUACUCGUGGUGAUCUGGUUUUUCCAGCAGACGCUUUGUCGAGCGAUCGCAUCGGCUACGUACAUAUUAAGAACCCCAAGACUGCACGCUUUGCGAGGCGACAGCAUUGCAGAUUUGAUGAUCAAGUGACUUUGGAGUUCCUUGAAGCUCUCUUCCUCAAGUUGCCAUGGUCAGCGAGGCUCUUUCGGGGUUCCUUACAUAUGUAUCGUAAGCAGUGGAAUGCUAUCAUGACUCGACUUGGAGUCCCCUGUUCUUUGGCUCAGCGCGGAGCUACUCCGGGAGUCUUACGAGGCUCCGGAGCAACCUUUUUAUACCUCGAGACCGAAGAUCUUCCGCUGGUUGCCUGGCGGGGCCGCUGGGCGAAAGUCAAGACUGUUGAAUUUUACUUGCAAGAGGUAGCAGCUCAGCUGCUGCUUCAGCGAUUAUCUCAGCAGAGCCGCAGACGCAUCGAGACCCUUAGUCGGCAUGCGCGUGCUCUUCUUCUUUUCUAUGCUGCGAAUGUUGGUGACCUUCGGCCAAGCAAUGCCUUUGCUGCGAAACGCAGCUCCGAGUACCGAGACUUCGCGAGACAGACAAAAAGAGCGGAGGCCUUUGCUGCGAAACGCAGCUCCGAGUACCGAGACUUCGCGAGACAGACAAAAAGAGCGGAG